AUGGCAACCGGCUUAGAGGCCCUUGGCGCUGCCAGCGCCGUUGUUCAGGUGAUCGCUUUUGCUGGCAGCCUCGUCUCCCUCAGUUUCAAGAUUUACGAUGGCAUGCCUCCAAACGAGAACGAGCUUGAGGAGUACUCGGCCAAGAUGAUGGACGCGGCCCGGCGCGUUCAGUCUCGUGGCACACAAGUACCCCAAGGAACCCAGGUUGGCGACAAGCUAUCCAAGGUCUCGAAGGAGUGCAUCGAUGCAGCUACAGAGUUGAGGAAGGAGACUCAAAGGCUUACCAAGUGGUACCAAAAUUCUAAAGGCAAAAUGUUCAUAGCUGUCUAUUCUGCCUUUCGCGCGGACAGGCACAGAGCCAAGCUCAAUCAGUUGGAUAAGUCUUUGAAGAUGUGCAAAGAAGUGAUGGAAACGGAGCUUCUGUUGAAAAUAUGCGACCAGGAUACUGCAAUAGCACAACGACAGGGUCAAGGAUUCCAAAGCCUGGAAAUUGAUCUCCAGAACCUCAUUAUCAAGAUUGCAGAAGGCUACAACAGGGUAGAGCAACUGGUGUCCAUCGAAGCCCAAGCUACGCGCGAUGCCAUCAACACCCACCUCACCUCCGAGUUCAAGGCCUUGGCCAUUAAGAACAUUUCAGACAACCAGCGUCAACGACUCUUGAAGAGCCUGAAGUCAGAGGAAAUCAGAGAGAGAUAUAACGCCGUGCUACCGUCAUCUGAUGCUUGUUUUGAAAGGGUUUUCGCUGCAUAUGAACGCGUUUGUCGCAAGGACCCAGCAUACAAAGCCUGGAAAACCUACAAGCAAGAGAUUGAUGACGGAAGCGACGAUGCAAGUGAAAAUCCAAGAUUUGACGAGAAUGUUGAUGAAAUUGAUCAUAUAUGGGAAGGUUUCAGUACCUGGCUACAGUCAGAUCACAAAUUAUUCUGGAUUCGAGGAAAGCCAGGAUCAGGGAAGAGCACACUGAUCAAAUUCAUCAUCAACGAUGGUAGCACCAGAGAUAUGCUCAGUUCUUGGAACCCAAGGACUAGGCUAUUAUCCCAUUUCUUUUGGAAAAUUGGCAAUGAACCUCAAAACAGCAUCAAGGGCCUUCUAUGUUCCUUGCUUUACGACCUCAUAUCCGACGAUAAAGACGCCAUCGACCAAGUGUUGGCGGAUUUCGCAUUCUCACAAUCGAAGGACUUCUACAAGGAGUGGUCAUCCCAAGAGGUCGAGAUAGUUCUUCACUCUUUGUUUCGUGCUGGACUUCACCCUAUUUGCAUUUUUAUCGAUGGCCUUGAUGAAAUAUCGAAUAAGGACGGAUUCUCGGUGCUCCUGGAUACAAUUCAAAAGUUCACAACAUACCAGAAGGUCAAAGUGUGUGUGUCAAGUCGGCCUGAAACGAAAUUAGUGAACAGGCUUGAGAGUAUUGGAGCCCAAAGCUUACAACUAGAGAAUCUUACUAGGCCCGAGAUGGCUGUCUAUGUAUACCAAGAAUUUUGCAAAUUGCCACAAGAUCGGAGAGACGUUUUGCCACUCAGAGAGUUCACAGUUACCCUUUUGGCUAAAGCGCAAGGGGUUUUCCUCUGGCUUGCUCUUGCUACGAAAAGUGUCACCAGUGGAAUUAUGAAUGGCGAUAAUAAAGAAAUUCUUUCCCGAAGGCUUACAGAGCUCCCAGAUGAGCUUGAGUCUCUUUAUCAGACAAUGUGGGAGAGACUAAAUGGGAAAAGUCGAGUAUACCGCCAGACCGCUGCAAGAUACUUCCGCUUUGUCAUAGCCGACGGUUGGAAAACAGGACUAAGGGACAAGAACAGGCUCUUUCACUUCAUAUCAGAGCCCAAUCUGGCCCAACUAUCACUGGCAAUAAAGGUCGAAGACGGUUUAAUCUUCUCACCCAAAGCUAAUGAGAGGAAACUGUCUGAGCUGAAUGCUCUGUGCGAUGCGACAGAAAGCGAUAUCCAGACCAGAUGUGCUGGGAUGCUACAAGUUGGUGGACAGUCUGGUUUUACCGAAGACGAAGAGGAUCUCCCCAAAGCGAUCUAUCCACUCACACGGCCUGUCCAGUUCAUUCAUCGGACAGCUCACGACUUCCUGGUUGACACUGAAGCUGGUCAAUCAAUUGUAAAUUACAAGUCAAAUGAAACAACGUCAAUGGAUAUAGGCAUAAAGCUGCUCACAUGCCGGCUCAUUCUGGCGAAGACGUUCUAUGAGCUCGGAGUCGUAGCAGAUUGCUGUGAUGCGAUUCGUGACUGCAAUCGACUGAAUAACAGGGGAGCGAGUCCAGAUGCCAUAUUGGAGAUUCUUAAAGUAACUAAGGACCUUUAUGAAAAUGGUACUCUGGAUGAUCGCGGAGGGCCGGGGCAUCUUCAUCGAUCCUUUCCAUGUAUCGCAGCAUAUCAUCUUACCGGCUUCGAGGAUUUUAUUAUUUCAUGUUUUAUGCGGACUCCCUCACCGGAGCUUGCUACCAACGGCCUCCACGAACUGACACUUGAAAGUAGUUUCUCGAAAUGGUCCCCUACAUCAGUAAGGAUGAUCCAGAGGAUGAUUGAAUUCGGUGGAGAUGCGCAUGUCGCUAAAGGAUCCGAUCUAUCAUUUGAGCUGCCAGGAUACAAAAUGCCUGCAAGACAGCACACGACAGCUUUCGAGUCGCUUCUUUAUGGUGCAUUGAAACCUAGGCUGUUACUGGAUCGGGUUGUUAGCAGGCUAACCUCGUAUCUUGACGUGAUUGAAAUCCUGGUACAGACCUGUCCGGAUUUACAUAGAAGGGUCAUAUUAUUCCGUGGACAGCAUGGUAAUUUGCUGCCGUACCAAUUUAGUGAGGUACAAUUAUGGGUCGCGUUAGAGGUCGAUCUGCAGUUUCUGAUAUGCUGGCUACUGGCUGUAGCGAACUCAUGGAACAUUCCAACUGGGCUUAGUAGGACCCACGAACUUGUAGCUUCUUUCUCGAAGUCGCAUGUACGUAUUCGGCAUAUUGGGCCUUAUCGAAAGAAAGAUCAGCUCUAUUGCUAUCGAGUUCUUGACCAGGAACCAUUCCUGGAUAUCAUUCACAGUUUUGAGGCUGGAAAAUAUUUCCCUGAAACCAUUGGAGGUUUUCUGGAGGAUAUGUGUGGUCUUACGGAUGGCCGUUUCCUUUCAGCUUCUAGGGUUCCGUUAAAGAGUUUCAAAAGGGUGUCCUUUGCAGAAGAAAUAGAUAUGCUUAUACAAGAGGGUAUAGGGCUAUAUAGAGACUAA
Molecule: messenger RNA, 3207 nt
Organism: Fusarium oxysporum Fo47
Lineage: Eukaryota; Fungi; Ascomycota; Sordariomycetes; Hypocreales; Nectriaceae
Exons: 2
Coding region: 1-3207 (1068 amino acids)
Source: RefSeq, a predicted model, not a curated record